ACAUAAAUUACGAAUGUCGCAACUUUUUGAAUGUGACAAUUUUCCUCUACAACCGCUCAUAGCUGAAUUCUGGUCGUUCCGUGCCAUCUACAUAGCGUUUUGAUCGUUACGUUUCCGCUUGUUUGAGACAAAUUCAGCUGGUAGCACUGCUGGACUCCUCAGAGGCCAUGUUGUUUGUUUUCGUUCUUUGCAGUGUUCUGAUCACAGCAUCAGUAGAGGCGAGCAAUAGCUACUUUAUCACUGCACCAAGUGUCUUCAGACCAGGGCAGCCAUUUAAACUCAGAGUCUGGCUGAAGGAUACUGUGACUGACCCAGUGAACAUAACAUGUGGUAUCUUGGACCUCAAGCUCAAAACUGUGAUUGCAAGCAAUAGUGACACAUUUGCUAACGGAUCUAGUAAGGAAAUUGCAUUACAGGUUCCCUAUGGUGUUGCAUUGACAAGUGUUACAUAUAGUUUGUCAGUCAAUGGGACAGGUGGUACCAAUUUCUCUGAAACAAAAUAUGUUCGCUUUAUGGAAAAGGGUUUUAGCAUUUACAUUCAGACUGACAAAGCUGUGUACAAACCGGGACAAAAAGUUCUCAUGAGAAUCUUUGGAGUGCAUCCAGACUUAAAACUGUACACUGGCAAUCUGACUGUGGAUAUAUUGGAUCCCAAUGGUAAUAAGAUGGCUCAUUGGGUCAAUGUUAACAGCCAGUCAGGUGUCAUCAAGAAGGAAUUUCUCCUCUCCACUCAGCCAGUAGAGGGAAAUUGGAAAAUCUCUGUUACAGCUGCUAAGGACCAGAAAGCAGAACAAGUUAUAGAAGUGAAGCCAUAUGUGCUACCCAAAUUUGAAGUGAAGGUGAACCUUCCAGAUUAUGCCCUUGAGAAAGACAAAUAUAUCCAUGGUUCUGUUGAUGUCAAGUAUACGUAUGGAAAGGGAGCCAAAGGUCGGGCAAAUAUUCAGUUGUAUUUCAACACAUAUUCCUGGCAUCAAAAGAAGCCCACGUAUGCUAAAGAUGUUCCUGUUGUUGAUGGCCAUGGAAAAUUUUCAUUCAGAAUGAAGGAUAUUAAUCAGUUAUUCAAAAAGAGUUUUGGUGAUUACAUGGAUGAAAGCUUCCUCUAUAAAUAUGGUUACAGAAUGGAGGUCAAUGCAACAUUUUAUGAGGAUCUCACUGGAAAGAAAGCUGCUGGCCUAGGAAGCAUUUCUUUUCAUGAGAUAGACGUGAAGUUGCAAUGGGCUGAAUUCAAUCCAGAGAACUUCAGACCAGGACUACCUUACACAGCUUUGGUUACUGCUGUGCAACCAAACAAUGAACCACUCACUCCUAGUAGACUGCAAGAAAUUCAGGGUAAAAUCAAGUUAACAACAAAGUAUCAAUGGAAUGACAAAGGGACUGAAGAAUUUUUGCCGCAUUCAAGUGACGGAAGUUUCAUCAUUACAAAGGAUGUUCCUUCCUCUGCAUAUUAUGUAUCUUUAAAGGCAGAAUAUUAUGAAGGUCUGAAAGGAACAUGGGCAUAUUUGUCAGCUUCUAAGGCCAGCUCACCAAGCAAAUCUUUCUUACAGUUAUCAACAACCACACCUUCAGUGAAGGCUGGUGAUGUAAUAGCAUUGGCCGUGGAGGCUACUUUCCAACUUUCAGAGUUGAGAUAUAUGGUUUUGUCACGUGGCAUGUGGGUUAAAACUGGUUCUCACAUUGUGUCUCCUGGCUCCACCAAAGCGUCCUUCACCAUCCAGUCCAAAACAGAAAUGGCGCCUAGUGCUCGUCUGUUGGUUUACUGCAUAAAACAAAGUGGGGAAAUUGUUGUAGACAGUCUGAAUAUCGAAGUAGAGAAUCCUUUCCAAAAUGAAGUUUCUGUGACAAUCGACACCAACAAUAGAGACAGCGUCGCUCCGGGUGACAUGGUAACUAUAAAAGGGAAAGCAACUCCGGGAUCUUUCAUUGCUUUCCGAGCGGUCGACAAGAGUGUACUUCUCAUGAAGGAGGAUACAGACCUGUCUGUUAAGAAGGUUCUAGAAGAGCUUCAAAGUUACGACUCAGCGCAAGUUUGGUAUCCAUUUUGGGACUGGGGCAGGCGAGGUAGACGUCGUAGAAUGAUCAUGCCCUAUCCCUCUUCAGGACGCAAUGCGGCAGCAGUCUUUGAGAACUCUGGUCUCGUUGUUAUCACUGACUAUGAAUUGCCAGGGGGCUUUGAUGACCGAAUGAUAAUGAUGGCAGCAAUGCCGGAAAUGGGGUCAGGUGUUAACGGCGGUGGCGCGCCCAAGCUUGCUGAAGUGAAGCGCGUCAGAAGUCUGUUCCCUGAGACCUGGAUCUGGUUGGAGUAUGAUGCCAAUUCUGCAGGCGAGGUUGAAUUUCAGCGGGCUGUCCCUGAUACACUAACCACAUGGGUAACCAGUGCUUUUGCUGUGUCCAACGUUACCGGUCUCGGUGUUGGAGAACUUAAACCACAGGUGAAAGUGUUUCAGUCGUUCUUCGUAUCUUUGAAUCUUCCAUACUCUGUUGUUCGAGGCGAAGAGCUCGCUCUGCGGGUCACUGUCUUCAAUUAUGAGGCUGAGAAACAGCUGGUCACAGUGACACUGAAAGCUUCCAAAGACUGGGCUAUCAUAGAUGAAGUAAACAGCCUUGGGCUAAGGGGGCAAAGCUCCGUAAACAAGGAUUAUGUCGACAAAGCAAUGGACCUUUCAGUGGAGAUUGAGGUUGGGGCCGGUGAAGGAAAAGCUGUGUCGUUCCCCGUGGUCCCGAAAACAUUGGGUCAGGUACCAAUUGAAGUUCGAGCUCAAUCUGUGUCCAACGCUGAUGCUGUUAAAAGGAACUUGUUAGUAGAGCCAGAGGGAGUACCACAGGAAUAUUCUAUCAGCGUGUUAUUGGAUCUUAACUCCACCUCAAGUCUUACACGCACACUGGAUCUGAGUGUACCAAAGAACACCGUCAAGGGAUCUGCGACAGCCACAGUGUCCAUCAUGGGUGACAUUCUUGGAUCGUCUCUGAACAACCUGGAUAAGUUGCUGCGCAUGCCCUAUGGUUGCGGUGAACAGAACAUGAUUAAUUUCGCUCCAAACAUCUACGUCAUGAAAUACUUGAAGACAGUGAACCAACUUACGGAUCAAAUGGAACGGAAAGCCAAAAAUUUUAUGAUCUCAGGAUAUCAACGUGAACAAACCUAUCGUCAUCGUGACGGCUCAUACAGCGCUUUCGGUGAACGUGAUUUAUCUGGAAGCAUGUGGCUGACAGCAUUUGUAGCAAAGUCUUUUGCACAAGCGCGCGCGUUUAUACCUGAAUACAUCGAUGACGAGUUGUUAGAAGAAAGCUUGGAAUGGAUGUCACGUAAGACAAACAUUGACAAAUCCUUCAGGAAAGUUGGAAAAGUUCACAGCUCUGUUCUGAAGGGAGGUCAAACUGGUGCAAUCUCACUCACGGCUUACGUCCUUGUUGCUUUGGCUGAGGCGAACUCAAAGUCACAGACUGUUAUUAACGCCAAGAAUGGAGCCAUAAGUUUCUUGGAAGGCAAGGUUCAAGCUAUGUCAAGUGAUAUACAAGACGCUUACACGUUAGCAAUCACCGCAUACGCCCUGGGGCUGGUCGGCAGCGCCACGAAGUGGAAAGCACUCACGGAACUGCGUAAAUUGGCCGUAGAAAAAGAUGGUCUUAUUUACUGGCAAGAAAAACCGGAAGGCAACAAACCAAACGACAAUCCGUGGUGGCGCCCAUAUUACCGUCCGCGAUCAGCUGACAUAGAAAUCACUGCUUACGCUCUGCUAGCUUUCACACUCAACAAGGAUAUAAGCGUUGGUCUGCCCAUCUCCCGCUGGUUAUCUCAGCAGAGAAACUCGCUCGGAGGAUACUCGUCAACUCAGGACACGGUGAUUGGACUCCAGGCCCUCUCGGAGUUCGCCGAGUUAAUUUAUGCACCUGAUAUCGACUUCACAGUUCGUUUGAGUCUCACUGGGGAUCCGUUCUUCAGCAAAACUGUAACUGUCAAUCAACAAAACUCCAUGGUGCUACAAUUAGUAGAGAUUCCAGAUGUGGCUGCAGCGGGCUCUCUGAAAGUAUCGGCAGAUGGCCGUGGAGUAGGAAUGUUACAGGUGGGUGUCACUUAUAACGUGGACAAAGCCCCUGACGAAAACUCGUUUGAUUUCCUCUUGGAAGUCAUCCGGGAAACUGAUUAUGAGAUCGAAGUGCAAGCGUGUUCCAAGUGGACUGAGAACGAUCAGAGCUCGGGUAUGGCGGUCAUGGAUGUCGGGAUUCCUUCAGGAUUUGAAUUAGACCAGAACAGUGUCGAUAAGAUUAUGUCGAACCCAUCUCUGAAGCUGAAGCGUGUCGAGACGGAAGAUCGCAAAGUGCUUUUCUACUUUGACGAGAUCCCUUCAAGUCGAAAGGUGUGCGUGAAAGUGUUGUUUCAGCGUGCUUUUGACGUAGGAAAACCUCAGCCCUCUUCAGCAUCCGUUUACAGCUACUACGAGCCAGCGAACCGUGCCGAAGCUUUAUAUGCUGUAGACUCUCUCAAAGAUAAAGGGGUCUGCCGUGUUUGUGCGGACUGUGUGAACUGUGAAGCGUCAGACGAACCUGACGUUAAACGAAAGAGUUCUGCACCUGGAGUGUCGGUUCAAGUCGCAAGCUGUGUACUGAUGGUGUUGUCUCUGAUAUUGAUGGCUGCAUUGCAGUAGCUCCCGUUGCCACAGGGAGGACCUUUCAAAGGCAGCAUAUGACACAAAAGUAUUUGUUUUUUCAGUCACGAUUUUGCGUUACGUUGGUUCACGUCAGUAUCCUAAUGGUCCUUUUUAUACCACAGCUCUGUAGUUUGAGAGUAACAAUAGAUACGAACGAGUAUAUCACUCUAAACAAUUUAAGACCGAUCGAUUUAGAGCACUACAGGCCUUUCUAGAUUUUGUAACAUUAGGGUAAACUUUUUAGGGUCUUAAACCUUUUAGAUUAAAAUAAACGUUUUAAGGUCCUCUACAGUUAAUCUUUCGGUCUUUAUUCAACAAAUGCACCCAUGAAACUGAAGAAAUUUGUAAGACAUCUUCUGUCAGUGUUAUGGAACGACAUUUUCAAAUAUACUAUUAUAUUAUAUUCACGUUUUUCGACGUCAGUGGAGUACAUAGUUGAAGCCCUUUUUAAAAAAAAGCACACCACAGAUAUGCCCUAAGGGUGCACCUUGUAAUUUCAUAGUAUUUAGCAUAAUCCUACAAAGGCUGAAGAAAGUUUUCCUCGUCUCCUAUUGCAUAUAAACCAUUUCAGCCAGGUAGCCUUCACAUAUUCAGAGAUCUCUCUUUUAUUUCAAAUAUGGAUAGAUAUUAAGUGAUAGCAUUUAAUUAGGAUUUUAAACGUACUUCAUCGUUUAAAUGUAUUAUUUCGCAUACAUCCACCAAAUAAACUUACUGCAAGUAAGUUAA
Molecule: messenger RNA, 5372 nt
Organism: Pocillopora damicornis (cauliflower coral)
Lineage: Eukaryota; Metazoa; Cnidaria; Anthozoa; Scleractinia; Pocilloporidae
Product: CD109 antigen
Cellular component (GO): extracellular region
Molecular function (GO): endopeptidase inhibitor activity
Source: RefSeq, a predicted model, not a curated record